Toxotes jaculatrix (banded archerfish) is the source of this 7486-nucleotide messenger RNA. RefSeq lists its product as uncharacterized. Gene Ontology annotation, biological process: regulation of transcription by RNA polymerase II; protein demethylation. The record is from RefSeq and is a predicted model, not a curated record. Gene Ontology annotation, molecular function: transcription coregulator activity; protein binding; histone demethylase activity. NCBI's taxonomy places the organism in Eukaryota, Metazoa, Chordata, Actinopteri, Toxotidae.
CGCACAGUCCCGCAGCCUGCCGCCACACAAUAGACACGGAGAACAAUAGCCGCGCGCUGCUCGUUAUCCACAACAGCACAUUCAUGCGGUGAUCUGCGGGCCCUACAUCCUGCGGAGGGUUAUCACCCAGAGUGGAUUAAAAACCCUGCUCCUCCGGUACAGUGAGCGGUUUGAGGUGCGCUGAACCCCCCCGGGAAGGAGAGGAGAGGAACACGUUGUAACGUGCAGAGGAGGGAGAGCGAGGUAGACUCACAGAGAGAGAGAGAGAGAGAGAGAGAGGGGGGGGGAGAGAGAGAGAGAGAGAGAGAGAGAGAAAGAGCAGUGAAUGGGCACGACUCACUGCGCCCUUCACUUAUCGAUAUCGAUCAGUUUGGUAAUCGAGUCAUUAAACCCACAGCGGGUCCGUUCGGUUAGCCCGGGAGCUAGCCAGAGCACCAGGGGCUGCCACGAUGGGACGCGUGUGAAGCAGCCCGCAGCUAACAGCAGCCUGGCGGAGAAAGGAACAAGGAAGCGGACGGCUAGCUGCGCUGCACCGAAGCUAACGCUGGCUAACUGUUGGCUACUAUUAUUUCUAAUGAGCGACCGAGGAGCAUGCGACCUGAUACGAAGAGCUGACUUGUUUGGGGAUGUCGGGCAGUAAGGCGCUGGGCGGGGGGGCUGGCGGGGGGGCGAGGCGCAGGCGGACGCGGUGCCGGCGCUGCCAGGCCUGCAUGAGGACGGAGUGCGGAGAGUGUCACUUCUGUAAGGACAUGAAGAAGUUCGGAGGGCCCGGCCGGAUGAAGCAGUCCUGCCUCCUGAGACAGUGCACGGCGCCCGUGUUGCCUCACACAGCCGUGUGUUUUGCGUGUGGUGAGGCAGGGAAGGAGGACACUGUGGACUCAGAGGAGGAGAAGUUCAGCCUGUCUCUGAUGGAGUGCACCAUCUGCAACGAAAUCAUCCACCCCAGCUGCCUCAAGAUGGGCAAAGCCGAAGGAAUCAUCAACGAUGAGAUUCCAAACUGCUGGGAGUGUCCGAAGUGCCACAAGGAAGGCAAGACCAGUAAGGACCAGGCGGACGGCUCGGGGAAGCGCAGGCUGGAUAAUGGGGAGGUGGGCCGCUGGAAGCUCACCGAUGACCCUCCACCUAAAAAGAAAGCCCCUCCCUCCCUGGAGGAUGGGGGGAGGAUGGAGGGGGGGCACAAGAGGAAGAAGGAGAAGGAGCUGCCUCAGGACAGCGGGCCCAAGAAGAAGAUGAAAGGCGCCCAUGAAAAACGCCUGAAAAAGAAACCCAAACAGGAGGCGGUGGAGUCGAACGGUCCCACCUCCUCAGCUGGAGCAGGAGCUGGAGGACUGCAGGGCUCAUCUACUUCUUCUCAGCCUGGAGGAGGAGGCGGUGGGGGAGGAGGGGGAGGAGCAGCGUCGAGUGCAGACCAGCGCUCCCAUCACAGAGAGAAACUGGAACGUUUUAAGAGGAUGUGUCUGCUGGAGCGUCGGCCCGAGUCCUCCUCAUCCUCCUCCUCCAGCUCCGAGUCCGACUCCGAGUCCGACUCAGACGACUCCCUGAGGGGGGAUCAGGCGGGAGGCUCCUCGCCCUCGUCCUCCUCCCCCGCCCCACCUCCUCCUGUUGUCUAUGGCAACAGCAGUGGGGGCCGGGCGGAGAGGGAGAGGAGUCGCAGUGAGCGGGAGAGAGAGAGGGAGAAGGAGAGACGUCUGGCCAAGCUUGGCUUCAGCGCUAGCGAGGAGUCUGAGGGGGAGGGAGGGAGGGGGGAGGAGGAGGAGCGAGAAGAGGAGCAGGGAGGGGGAGACAAGGCCCGGCGGAGAGGAGGAGGAGAGGCGGGGUUACCCCUACGAGGACGUAAAGGAGGGCUGGUGGAAGGAGAGGAGGAGGACACGCCCACCUCCGACAGGACCAGGAAAAACUCAUCCUCCCUCCCCUCGCCUUCACCCCUCUCCUCCAAUCAGAUGCCUCCGUCUUCACAGCAUGAUGGCUUCACAGGGAAGCAGCGCAGCAACGGGCAGGAGGCGCGCAAUGGACGGACACGAGGAGGGACGGGAGGGGGGAGGGAAGGAGGGGAGAAGGAGAAUGCCAGCGGGGUUCUGACUAAUCACAGACACAGUGGGGGAGGAGGGGGUGGGAGUAAAGGCAGUGGGAGUCGUGGCAACAAGAUCCGUAGCAACAGCAAGAACCAGACGUCCAGGAACAGCAUCUCCUCCUCCUCCUCCAUCCCCACCUCUAAUGGGGGAGGGGGGGGAGGCCCGAUGAUGUCAGUGAUGGCAGCGUCUCCCUGUUCCCAGCCGUCCCGCCUCGCCCCGCGCUCGCAGAUGAUGAAGCGAAGCCCCCCGGCUGUGCCCUCGCCCCCCCGGCCCGUUCAGAUGGAGAGACACCUGGUGCGCCCCCCCCCCACCUGCCCGGAGCCCAGCUGCCUGCCUCUGGACUGCGGCGCGUCCCACAUCAUGACCCGGGACGUGUGGCUCCGAGUCUUCACCUACCUGAACCACCGGGAGCUGUGUGUCUGCAUGAGGGUCUGUCGCACCUGGAGCCGCUGGUGCUGUGACAAGAGGCUGUGGACUCAGAUCGACCUGAGCCGGCAGCGCUCCAUCACCCCCCCCAUGCUGAGUGGUAUCAUCCGCCGACAGCCCGUCUCCCUCAACCUGGGUUAUACCAACAUCUCCAAGAAACAGUUAAUGUGGCUCAUCAACCGCCUGCAGGGUCUGUUGGAGCUGAAUGUGUCUGGCUGUCCUUGGCCAGCGGUCUCGGCCCUGUGUCAGGCCGUCUGUCCCUGUCUGAAGCUGCUGGACCUCAGCAGAGUGGAGGACCUCAAAGACUCAAACCUGAGAGAGCUGCUAGCCCCGCCACCCGACACCAGGACAGCUCACGGUGAAACCAGAGUGGGGCGUUUCCAGAACGUGACAGAGCUGCGAUUGGCUGGUUUGGACCUGACGGACACGUCGUCUCGUCUGUUGGUGCGUUACGUUCCUCACCUGACCAGGUUAGACCUGAGUCAGUGUGGAAACAUCACAGACCAGACGGUUCACACCCUCACCUCCCCCAUUUCCCCCCUGAGAGAGAGCCUCACCCACAUCAACCUGGCAGGUUGUGUUAAAGUGACGGAGCAGUGCGUCUUGUGGCUGCGUCGCUGCACCUCCCUGCAGACGGUCGACCUUCGGUCCUGCUCCCUCCUCUCCUCUGAGACGGGGCAGCUGCUCUCCUUCCCCCCCCACGCCUCCUCCACCUCUUCCUCCGCCACAUCGUCUUCUUCCUCUGCCACCACCACUGUCGCUGCUUCCUCCUCCUCCUCCUCCACGUCUGCCUCCUCCUCCUCCUGUCCUCCUGAAGACAGAACGCUGCUUAAGAACAGCUAAAGCUCUCCUUCAUAUCACGUGACACUUGGUGCAGACAGCCUGAAAUCCCCGCCUCCCACCUCGUUACACUACAGAGAGGUGAGCAAGAUGAGGAGGGGGAGGAAGAGGAGGACACAUGCAACAUUUCUCCUGAAGCUGGAAAAUGUUUGUUGGAUGGCGAGUAGAGCGAAGAGGAGGAGGAGGAGGAGUUGUCAGUAAUAGUUAAAAAAAAAAUAGAAGACUUGAGCAUGUACAUAUUUGUUCUCUGUACAAUUUUGGGUGUGUGUAUAUAUCUGUAGUUUACUGUAAAUGACCUUUAGCCUUUGACCCCUCCCAUACUCCUUUCCUGCCGUCCUUCCUUCCGUCCUGCCACCCUGUGACCAAUCAUCAUGCCGGGCUUCUGCCUGCUCGUCUGUAGCUGCAGAACAGGGAAACGUGGAAAAUCAGUAUUUCAUGUUGUCCAGAUUUUAGCUGCUGUUGUCUGAACGGUGACAGUACACCUGUGACACGCCCACACAGGAAGUCAAAGAUCCAACGUUAAAGUAACAGUCUGACAUUUGUGUCUCAUGCAGAGUUAGAAGUUGAAAUCACAUGGUUUUGGAGUUGUAGAAAAGCUGGAACCAGGCUAACGGUUUCCUUCUGCUUCCAGCCUUUGUGCUAAGCUAGGCUAAACACGUCUGUGUCACCUGGUAUCCAUCCUGUCACCUGACUCUGGGAAAGUGGAUGGGCGCUUCUGUUCGGUCUGGUACAGCUGAACAAUACAUCAGGCUGAAAUGGGGUGAAAUGUGAUGAAUGGAUGAAUCUGAGUGAAAUGUCGUUUUCCGUUCAGCUGAUUCAGGUUCAGUCAGUCGAACCCACAGCUUCUGCUCAUUUCCCCUGAGUUCAGCAGUUUUUAUCCAGGCUGUUUCAGUAAGCUGUCGAGCUGAACCCUGGACACUGAGACUGACGUCCACGGAACCUGAGAGUGGACACACAAAGCUUUUAAACGUGAAGCUUUAAGGCUGAUGCUCUGCGUGAAACCAGAGACACGUCUGACAGUCAGUCCUGUGGUUUAGUAUUAGUUCAUCAUAAUUAAACUCCAGUGUAUCCCACCUGUGAUGGGGAGCCCCCCCCCCCCCCCGUGUUAAAAGUUAGUGCAGUAUUUCCAACUUGCGUAAAACCAGUUCUGCAGUCGCACAGCCGUCUUACUCCGAUCGAAGAAUCUGAUCCGGGCUGUGAAGACGAGUUUCCUGCAGCUGUGAAAAGUUUAUAGAUCAAAGCUUCAGUGAGGAAACGGUGGAGGGAGAAAUCCCAGCCGUCGCCCAGAGUCCGAGGUCUGAGUACACCGGUUCAUUCAUGGCAGCAGAGUGUGUGUGUGUGUGUGUAUAUAAACCCGACCACUAAGCUUCCAGGCCACACGCAGUGACAGUUCAGAUCUACUCAGCGUCUGAAUCCCCAGAGUUAAUGGAAGUUAAUAGAAGGUCGGUCCCUCUGUCACCAGGCCGCCGUCCUCAGCUGCAUCCCUCCGUCCUCCAGCUUCUUUCAUAAGGAGGUUAGCCCCCCAUCUCACCUGACAGGUGGAGAAGCUCUGACACCUUCAGCUGCAUCCCUCUGUCCUCUGUAUGUCAAAGGUGGCUGAAUUGAUGUUGGCACGUUCUGUCGAGAAGAGCCAAUCUUUACAUUUAUUUAACGUUUCUUGGUAAAUAAGAAGUGAUUGGGUUUAUCAUACCCCCCACGACUUUAGAAGUGGUAUUGCCCUGUGCUCUCGAGCAGAAAUGGUUGUGUCUUCAGCAGCAUCUGUCCACAUCUGUAGCUGAAAACAGCUCCAGCCUGUAAAACCACGUUUAGCAGAGGUGAAUCCAGAUCCAGACGCUGUUCCUGUAAACGGCUCUCAGCCUGUCGCCGUCGCUGCAGGUGAACUUUGGUUCAAGGUGUUUUCCUUCAAGUUCCCUCACACCUCAGGGUGUGUGUGUGUGUGUGCGUGCCUCAUUCAUCCUUUCCCUUUGUUCUUUACAUGCUUUCCCUUCGUGGCCCGUCUGCCCGUGUUCAUGGUCUCUGAUCAGAUUCGUACGGAGCAGUGAUCCAUGGUGUUUUUUCUCAGGAGGAUUUUGUUUUUGUUUUUCUUUGAGCCGGGUUUUAAUUUAUUUUUGUGCCACAGCGUCACCGUCCAUCCCAGAGACAUUCCUGCCUGAUCAAAACCAACUCCAUCUCAGUUUGUCUUGUAAUAUUUCCUACUCCUUUUUGUUUGCAUCAGUCUCGUCCACAUCUGUCCAUGUCUGUCCACGUCUGUCCUGAACAUUACUGUUUGCUGCACUGAUGAAUUUGAAUCUGUUUGCUGUGGGAGCACAUUUCUGCCAGGAAAAUGGAAAAUGUUCAUCAAAAGUUGAAUUGAUUUCUGACUGAUCUCAUUAUCUUGACUUACUGUCUCAUAAUUUUGAAUCAGAACUUGACCCUGAUUCAUCUCGGUUUGGAUUUACACAGCACAGAUACUCUUGAUUUACCAUGAUCUUGACUGUCUCAUAAUCAUGACUCAUCAUAGCCUUAAUUUAAUGCAUCAGAAUUUAAGCUUGGGGUAUUUUUACUUGCUAUCUCAUGAUCUUGGUUGAUCAAAUCAUAAUUUAUUACAUUGAUCUCUCAUAAUCUCAAUUUACUAUCACUUGAUUUUUAAUUGGAUGAUUCAGAUUUCAUAUAGUCCAGAUUUAAAAAGCCAUAAUCCUGAGUUGUCUCAUGAUCUUGGCUUACAUGUAGAUUCCUUUCAUCUUGAUUUAGUGUCGUAGUUUUGAGAAAAAAAAUCAAAAUGGAGACACUCCGCUGUCUGUUCCUAGCGUGUGAUCUGUUUUGAUUUCCUUGGCUGAAAUGGGCUGCCACAGUUUCUCAGGGGCCUCACUUAUGAAAAAUCACGUCAGGAUCAUUGUUGGAGCCAAAAUGAACAAUGUGACCCCAAAAUGCAAGAAAUCAAUGGAAGUGACUGGUUUUGUCAUGAGAAUCAGCUGAUUUGGUCCCAAACACAAACACUGAGCAGAUGUUUCAUAGACGACGCCCUGAUGUUGGUGAAGAAGGAAAAGCUGAGCAGACAUUUCCUCUUCACCUCAGGAUGCUCAGCUCAGUGACUGACUCAUGUUUAUUUUUCUUCACAUGUGAACUGGCUGUCUAACAUGUGAGGCAGCCAUAAAUCAUGGACUGCAGUCAUAAAGAAAAGUACUGAAUAUGAGUUUGUGCUGUUGGCCGACUCCAUGUUAGUCACGCCGCACCAUGAUGUUGCAUCACCUCUGCUGCUCUGCCAUCACAGAAACCCUGAGACUGUAAGUUCAGUGAGGGUGACCGCACCCUGACUCUAGCAUGAGCGGGAAAAUGGAAGAUGUCUGAAGCAAAUUCGUUUCUCAACCUUAGAACUGCAUCGCUAGCAUGUUAUCAGUCUUAGGUAGCAGCUAACACGAGCCAGCCAGUGAGUGUUAGCCUGCUGCUCUUUGUUCAGGGGCCUGCUGGCUGACGGCCGCUCCAUGUCGCACUGCAGUAGAGGUCAUUCAUUAACUAGCUGGUUGGUGUUGACUGUUGCAGGCCUUGGAGCUGCUGGAGUCCAUGAAAUAAAAAGUAUUAGUUAAAUUUGAAAUUGCCAUGUCACCGUGUUGUGCCAUAAACUCACCAGAUCAACGUGUCACUGUGUUCAAGUCUGAAUGGGUCAGUUUUUAUAUUUUACUUUUUGUAUUGUGUUAUGAUUUAGUUGUUUUUUACUGUAAUGUAGGGGUGGACACCUGCAGCCUCGCAUGUCUUAAUGAUGCUUCAAACUUCACCAAGCAACAAGCGAGGAGAUCAGAUCUGAUUGGACAAUAAUCCCUGACUCCUAAAAGCUCUUAUCCAAUCAGAUGCCCUGACAUAUCUCACCUUCUCUAUCUUAGUAAAAACUGAAUGGAUGUUUUAAAGAUGCACUGGAUCAUCAUCACCUUCAUCCUCACCUUUUGCCAAAUGUAGUUUUUGUUGUGAAAAGGAGCAUUUUAUCCUGUUUUUCUUUGUUUUUUGUUCUUUUUUAUUGUUUGUCCAUGAAUCUUCCGUUGUGUUGAUGAAAAAAACGAGGAAGAAGUUGGAACAAAAAGUAAAAAGACACAAAAAGACCAACUCAAGGCAGCUACGUAUGAGUGACUACUGUAAAAUGACUAACUAAUAAAGAAGCAAUGGGUUUGUUUUUACAA